AACCUCUGCUGCGCCUACAUCAGCCUGUGAUGAGCGUGUUGAAGUCGCGUUUAUCGCGAUUUUUGCUGCUCACAAACAUGGCGGCCUCCUCGAGCAAAGGUGGCAGAGAAAAACACAAUUCUGAUUCUACUUCAAAAGAAGACCCCGAGACUGAACCAGAAGAGUUUUGUCCAGGAUUUAAAGAUGUCGAUGCAUUUGUUAAGCAUGGUCUGGGGACUGUCGUCGGUGCCACGAAAGCCUCAGCAGCUCUGCCUCAAGCAGGGGACGACUUUGAUUUUUACAGAAGCUUCCCAGGAUUCCAAGACUUCUGUGCCACGCAAGGGGAUGCGAUUCUGCGUUGCAUGGGCCAGAUCAUGCAGCACCAUGGCUGUAGGUCUCACUUGAGAGAUCGCAGCAAAAUCGCAGCAAUGGAAGAACGAUUUGAUCUGGUGGUUGAUGCCAAUGAUUCCAUUCUGGAGAAAGUGGGUAUUAUGCUUGAUGAAGCUGGAGGGGUAAACAGAACCCAACAGCCUGUCAUGCCAGAAGGCUAUCAGCCUCCCAAAGUUGUGGUCUCCAGCUGGAAUCGAAAGGGAAGUGGUUCUGGUCGCAGUCCAGAGAAUUUCAAAAUGCUGCAUUCCAAAAAUGUCCAGCGGCCACAGCUGAGGUUCAAAGACAAAGUGGACAACAGCAACACGCCGUUCAUCCCCAAGAUCUUUGUAAAGCCCAACGCAACAGUGCCUCUGCCUACAUAUUUCACUAAUAAGCACGUCCAGAAGCAGCGGCCGGAGGACUUGGAUGUUCCUGCAGCUCUGGCAGACUUCAUCCAUCAGCAGAGAACUCAGGAGCACAUGGAGGACAUGUUCUCCCAUCCGUAUCAACAUGAGCUGGAGCAUUUGACUAUGCCUGAAAGCCUAGAACAAAGAGCAGAGCCUCAGAUGUACAAACCAUUGGACGAAACCAGUUGCCACUUUGUCGACACCUUGGAUGAUCUGGUCUCCUUGAAUGAGAAGCUGUGCAAGACCACUGAAUUUGCAGUGGAUUUGGAGCAUCAUUCCUAUAGGAGUUUCCUUGGCAUUACCUGCUUGAUGCAAGUUUCAACAAGAGAUGAAGACUUCCUAAUAGACACUUUGGAAUUACGCAGUGAGAUGUACAUCCUGAACGAGUGUUUCACAGAUCCCAACAUUGUUAAGGUAUUCCAUGGGGCAGACUCAGACAUUGAGUGGCUGCAGAAAGACUUUGGUCUUUAUGUGGUCAACAUGUUUGACACGCACCAGGCAUCACGUGCCCUCAACCUCGGUAGGAACUCGCUGGAUCAUCUGCUGAAGGUGUUCUGCAACGUGGACUCAGACAAGCGGUACCAGCUGGCUGACUGGAGAAUACGGCCUCUGCCAGCUGAGAUGGCGCAGUAUGCCAGAGAAGACACCCACUACCUGCUGUAUGUCUAUGACCGGCUGAGGUCGGACCUUCUAGACGUGGGAAGGGGCCUGCCAUCAGUCCUGCUUUCUGUCUGGAAUAGGAGCAGGGAGCUCUGCCUGAAGAAAUAUCUCAAGCCCAUCUUCACGGAGGAGUCCUACAUGGAGAUGUACAAGAAGCAGAAAAAGGUUUUCAACUCUCAGCAGCUGGCGGCCUUCAGACUCUUGUAUGGUUGGAGGGACCGAAUCUCAAGGGAGGACGACGAGAGCACUGGCUAUGUUUUACCAAAUCACAUGCUGAUGAAGGUCGCAGAGUUAUUGCCAAAAGAGCCCCAGGGCAUCAUCGCCUGCUGCAACCCUGUGCCCCCCAUGGUGCGCCAGUGCAUCAACGAGCUGCACCAGCUCAUGAAGGAGGCCCGGGAGAUGCCACUUCUUAAGAAUGAAGUGGUGGUAGAGAAAAAGAAAAUCAUCACCCCUAAAAGACAGCCCUUGGAGUCGUCUCUGUUUUCUCCCCAUGACACAUCCCGCUCAGAAAGUGAUAUGGGCAACUUGUCAUCCUUUCAAGAGACCCCAAUAAAACGUGGAGUCCUCUUCUCAGAAGAAGAGGAAGACAAAAGUGAAUCUGAUACACAAGCUCUGGUUGGAAUCCUCGCUUCAGCUAAAGUCACACUAUUUGAGGAAGUACCUGAGAAGGUUCCUGAUAGACUGACUGUUGCACAGCAGAAGGCUCAUAUGAUCAUGGAGUCGUUUGAGAACCCCUUCAGAAUGUAUUUACCCUCCAAGGACAUUCAUAUUUCUAAAAAUGCUAAAUAUGACCCAUCUACUAAGAUCUAUGAGAUUAGCAAUAGGUGGAAGCUUCGAAGUAUUGAAUCGCAGCAGAAAGAAGCCCAGGAAAAGCAGAAAGCAAAGGAUCAGGAGAGGAAAGCAAAAGCGGAACGUCUCAAAGCCAAGAAGAGUUACCAGGAAUCUCUUCAAAACGUUGCUACUGUUCGGGAACAGACACUAGAGGCUGCUGGGCAAACGGGAGGAAAGAAGAGGGAGAGGGUGGACAGCGAGGAGACUGAGCAAACCCCUAAGCCCGAUAGCAAGGUGCCGAAGCCUGCUGAGAGGCCAGAGGACGUUCACUCAGUUCCUGUUGCCAAGGCCAAAGCCAAGAAGGCUGCAAAGCAGAACGCCACCGCCCAGCAGGAGGCUCAGUCAGAGCCCUUCACCCCCUUUGACUACAGCAAGUCAAACUUCAAGAUGUUCUCAGGAGGGAAGGGUAAUGAUUCUACACAGUUUGACCCAAACAGAGAUGUCCAGGAACCACAUAGAAAGAAAAAUCCUAAAGGGGGUAAGCAAGGUGGAGCAGGAGGCAGAAGCAUGUCCUACAUGGCUGGCAAAUCUAACCGGGGAUUUCGUCACAACUGGCCAAAGAGAUAGACUUGUUUUUUAUCUUCUGUACAUGAAAAAUGUUGAAUAAAAUCAGGUGUGCGUUAUCUUCCCUACUCCCAAACCAUGUUCAUUAUUUGUUCAUAAACUGUUUUUAAAUAAAGAAUUUUGAAUAUCUUAA
This is a messenger RNA of Engraulis encrasicolus (European anchovy), 2943 nucleotides long. It is a transcript of the gene exosc10, whose product is annotated as exosome component 10. The coding region runs from base 30 to 2813 and encodes 927 amino acids. Gene Ontology annotation, cellular component: nucleolus; nuclear exosome (RNase complex). The record is from RefSeq and is a predicted model, not a curated record. NCBI's taxonomy places the organism in Eukaryota, Metazoa, Chordata, Actinopteri, Clupeiformes, Engraulidae. Gene Ontology annotation, molecular function: single-stranded RNA binding; 3'-5'-RNA exonuclease activity; nucleotide binding. Gene Ontology annotation, biological process: poly(A)-dependent snoRNA 3'-end processing; histone mRNA catabolic process; TRAMP-dependent tRNA surveillance pathway. The transcript has 25 exons.